Messenger RNA from Plasmodium cynomolgi strain B, 1938 nucleotides. RefSeq lists its product as hypothetical. Bases 1 to 1938 code for a protein of 645 amino acids. NCBI's taxonomy places the organism in Eukaryota, Apicomplexa, Aconoidasida, Haemosporida, Plasmodiidae. The transcript has 2 exons. The record is from RefSeq and is a predicted model, not a curated record.
AUGGAAAGACAGGGCGACGUAGCGCACGCGUGCGUAAAGGAGCAAGACCAAAUGCCCCCCAAAAAAAAGUACAGCAAUUUAGUUAAGAUAAACAAAAAGGAAAUGGAAGGACCCGAAAAUAAAAAUGACUUGCUCUUAGAGAAAAAGGAAGAGAGGACAGGUCUGGAGUUAUUCCCAGUGAUGGUACAGGAAACUCCUUCCCUUGAGUUGAAGAAGCUCCGAGAGAAUAUCUGUAACUUCGAAGAUGGAGGAGACGACGUUAUGAUGGGUCUAUACAUGAAUAAAACGCCAUGCAAAAGAUAUGACGAUGAUGACCUGAUCUGUGAGAGCACCAAGUAUGUAAAAACGUAUAGCACCAAGAAGAGAGUCUACACACCUAGAAAAGUCAACAAGGGGAAUUUGUUCCAGUUUGAAAAUGAGGAGAGUGGAGGAGUAUCCAUGUUUAGCACCCCUAAAAGGAAGUAUACAAAUAAGAGGAAGAUUAAUGAAAUGCUGAAAGAUCUACAUGGAGGUCAAGCGGCCAACAGGAGUGUGACAAAGAGAAAAAAAAAAAAAGUCCAUAGAAGCAAGUAUGCCGCGAACGGGGUGGACGCCGCAAACGGGGAGGACGCCGCAAACCGGGGGGACGCCGCAAACCGGGGGGACGCUGCAAACUGGGUGGACGCCCCCGCUGCGUCAGAUAAGUGGCGAAUGCAGGAGUCGAACAUGCAGGAGCUGCCCGAGUACAUAAAGAACGAGUAUAUUUCAUACCUAUGCAGCCCGUUGAAGAGAAGCGAGCGACUGAUUAAGUCGAGGAUAAAUAAAAUGCUAAACGAAAACGCAGAGCAGGAGAAGCAAGCGAACUCGGAAGGAACAGAAAGAGACAUGAACAGCAAUAACACCACGAGUCACACAUCCAGCUAUUCGGGAUUAUCAAAGAGUGAAUACAUCCACUGUGACUUUGAACCAGAAGAAGAAGAAAAAUGUUGGGAUGAUUACUACACACAAGGAAGUGAUAAAAUAAGACCCUUCACAGGAAUAACAACAGAGCUAGCUGUCGAUAUGAUCACAGAAUUGCUGAGAUCAAAAAUUAGAAAAAUUGUUAUUGACGAGAAGGAGUAUUUGUCUCCAAUUACAGAAAAUGACACCAUUAUGGAAAUAGGACAUGGGAAUCAUCCACUUGCUGUACAGAUGCAUGAAAAAUGGGGAACAGCUGGAAGGUACAUAGGAGUAGAGUUCAGUGGAUUGGCUAGCAGAGAAGCUCUAAAAUGUGAAAAAUUGAAAAAAUUGUUUUUAAUGAGAAAGGUAGAAUUCGUAAAGAUAUUAAGCAUGAGAUAUUUUAAAGGAGAUUAUUUAAAUGGUCUUGUAGUACAGUCCAAUAUUUCUCCAUGUAAUACCAAAGCAGAUUUUGUAAAAAUGAAUAGCUUUAAGUAUAUCUUUGCAAAGAGUACCUUAGAUUAUAUUACUUGCCGAAUGGAUAACAUAGGAAAUAGUUGUGAUUGGGAAGAGGAUCUACAGAUAUCUCCUUCUGUCGUUGAUAUGUUUGACAGUUUGGCAGACUCAUUGCAGAAUUGUAAAAAUAAUAGCAACAGAUGUAACUCCUGUAUCAUUUUUGUAGAACCCAGUAAUUCCUCCAAAUUCCGGGAUCAUAUUUUGACCAUAUUUAAGGUCAUUUAUACAGCUACGUUUAAGUACAGCAGUGCGGCUAAAUUUCUGCGUCUCAGCAAAAUAACGAAUAAUCCAAAAGCUUGUGGGUAUAUGAUUGAGAAGAGGAACGAGGUGUAUCGGGACUUUGAGGAAAUCAGACAGGAGUUCCUUAAACUCAUCAUUAAGGCAUCUGUCACGAAGAAUGUGGACGAGGUCGAUUGGUACCUGCCUAGUGAGGCUCCUAAGAAGUGGGUCAGCAGCAACCCCGCGGAUAUUGAGUACCUCGUCAAGCUGGAUCGCCACAGCUUUUGA